Molecule: messenger RNA, 2049 nt
Organism: Hyposmocoma kahamanoa
Lineage: Eukaryota; Metazoa; Arthropoda; Insecta; Lepidoptera; Cosmopterigidae
Product: zinc finger protein 436-like
Exons: 2
Coding region: 1-1563 (520 amino acids)
Biological process (GO): regulation of transcription by RNA polymerase II
Molecular function (GO): RNA polymerase II cis-regulatory region sequence-specific DNA binding; DNA-binding transcription factor activity
Source: RefSeq, a predicted model, not a curated record
AUGGAGGAUCCGCCAGCGCAACAAGUAGAUAUAGACGACGAAAAUAUUCAAGAUAGCACCGUUAGUAGUAACUCUAUUCUUUCCAUCGAAACAGUUUACGUAAAAGACGAAUUUGACGACGAAGAAUUCAACAAUAAUAUCGAAGUUCAAUCCGAUGAUGACAUUUUCGACCCUACUGCGCGAGAUCAUGUAAACCAAAAUAUAAAUCUGCGCGCAGACAUCCAAAUGAUUCAGUACCCUGAUCCUAACAUACGAGUAAGGAACGAAGCUUUACAAUUUGAUGACAACGCACUGAAUCUCGUAAAAAUAAAAAAAUCGGAAACGGUUGUGGAGAAAUCCGAAGCGACAUCUACUUGUAAUUUGCCGGAGAACUUUCGAUUUACCGGGAACAAUCAAUUGAUGCAUUUUAUAUCGGCGCCUUUGCGAAGCGAAGACACUAUGCCUAUUGACAUGUUAGCUGUCAAUAAUGCUUACGAACAGAACAUACCCAUUAAUAUUCAAAAUACACCGCCUGUAGUUCCUCCCGUUGAUCAAGAAAUACAGCAAAAUCUUAACAGACCAAGUACAUCGAGGCAAAAUUUAUAUCCUUUUUUGCCAAAUGAAAGAAAUCCUAUUGAAAUAGCGGAGCUCAGUAACCGUAUAGAAAUGAAGAUAAGCGAUCAGGUUCUGGGUCCAAGAAGCCAAGAAGGUAGUUUCGAUGACUCAGACGCCGAGUUCCAACCAUCUGUAGACCCAGAUCCACUCACAGCCAAUGCCACAGUUGAUGAAAAUGUGCAACAAUAUAUCUGCGACAUUUGUCAAGUGCUGUUUUCAAAACGCUGCUGUCUGAUUACACAUAUUUUCAACAUCCACAACGAAGGUCCUUCCGGUAGUGCUGUAAAAUCAUGCUGCUGCGAAAAAGACAAAAAGUAUGAAUGUGACAUAUGUCACAAAUUAUUCCUCCACAAGGAUAAUUUGAAAAAACACCUCCAUGAACAUGGCCCAAUAAAAACCUUAACAUGCCAUGUUUGUUUCAAAAUAUUCAAAAUAAAAGCUUCUUUUAUGCGACAUUUGAACAAUCACAAUAAAAUUCACAACUGUAACCAAUGCAAAAAGAAAUUUCGUGAAAUAAGCCGUUUAAGACUGCAUAUUCAGCGUAAACAUUUGUUUGCGGUUUCGCAUAAAUGUGAUAUUUGUCACAAAAUAUUCAAACAAUCGUGCCAUUUAAAGGACCACAAAUUGGCGCAUAAGAAAGUGAAGAAAAUCAAAUGUAAUGUUUGUCAAGCAGAAUUCAGGACGAAAGCGAAGUUCCAUAUGCAUCAAAAAAUGCAUGAUGGUAAAAAACCGUCCCACUGUGAGAAAUGUAACGAGCAAUUCAGCCAUGACUCUCACUAUUUAAACCAUUUGCGUGUGUGCUGUGGCACCAAGGCUUUUAAAUGCGAAAUUUGUAAAAAAAACUUCGAACAGAAAUCUGCACUGAAUCGUCACUUGCGUAUACACAAAAAUGAGAAACCACGCCAUCGCGAAACAUGCCCAAGCACAAGAAGGUUCAAACAAAAAGAUCAACAGAAAAAGAAAUAUUGAAUCAUUCGUUCAAAAAUAACUGAAAGCAGCAAGAAAUGAAAAGAUACACAAGGCAUCGUGUAUAAUAAAACAAGAUUUAAGCUACGCCGUUAUGCCAAUAGCACAAUUAAUAUAUUCUUCAACAAAGAGUAUAUUUUAACCAGGUCAGCGCAGAGCGCAUAUUUAGACCGAAACGUUUCGACUGCUUCCAUCUCCUGCUACAGGUAAAUAUAGUAUUUGCGAGAUGGUUUUAAUGAUGUUAAUAUAUUUAUUACAGAUAUUGUCUACGAGUUUUUGAAAUCGUACAAUUAAAGUAAAUACGUAAUUGUGUAUUUAAUGUUAUGGUAUUAUUAAAAGUAGUCAUUGAAAAAGCUAGACAAGAGAUCAUUGAGGUUGAAUAGCAGGUUAUUAUAUUUAUUGCAGGUUUGUGUACUUUUUCACAGCCUAUGCCUGUGUGAGAGAAAGAGAGAUAAGAUAAAAAGAUGUUGUUUUACCAAUGAUAUAUUA